Messenger RNA from Solanum verrucosum, 1956 nucleotides. Its product is annotated as serine/threonine-protein phosphatase 7-like. Gene Ontology annotation, molecular function: protein serine/threonine phosphatase activity. The record is from RefSeq and is a predicted model, not a curated record. The coding region runs from base 1 to 1956 and encodes 651 amino acids. Lineage: Eukaryota; Viridiplantae; Streptophyta; Magnoliopsida; Solanales; Solanaceae. The transcript has 5 exons. Gene Ontology annotation, cellular component: cytosol; nucleus.
AUGGAGAUGUGCACUGAUGGUUUAAUAGCAGCAGACGAGGCUCAAAGGCUCACUGUCUUACCGUCCUAUGUUCCAAAGCAGCCCGGUAAUUCUAGCAAUUCACGUAGACGUGGAAGGGCAGGGGGGCGCGGAAAACAAAGAGGUACGACAACAACAACUAAUGUUGCAGAGAGUCCUUCGACGGAGGAUGCGAAUCCAGAUGUGGUAUCUCCGAUGGAGGAUGCGAAUCCAGAUGUGGUAUCUCCGAUGGAGGAUGCAAAUCCAAAUGUGGAGCCCGAUUGUGGUACAAGUACCGGAGUUAUGGGUGGAAAUUUGAAUGAUGAAGCACAGUUUGGUAUGGGUUCAUCACCGUGUGAUGAUGUUCCAGGAUCACACUAUUUCCAUAAUCAAAUUGUGAUUUACAAUGCAAAAAGUUCUCCAAUGGAGGAUGCGAAUCCAGAUUUGGUCCCUCAGAUGGAGGAUGCAAAUCUAGAUGUGGUCCCUCCGAUGGAGGAUGCGGAUCCAGAAGUGGUUUCUCCCAUGGAAGAUGUGAAUCUAGAUAUGGAUUACAGAUCCAGUCAAAUCGUGAUUUACAAUGCUCAACCAUUGCGUCAGUUUGCUAAUGAUGAUGUUGGGUAUGCCUCUCCUCCUGAGCAAGUUGAAUCUAUGAAUGAUGACCUCGAAGAACAAGUUUUCUCUUUCCGAGGUUCGACAGUUUCCACCUCAUUGCCAUCAACUCCAAUUCCUUCAUUACCACAGAUUCCUAUUCCACAGAUUCCUAUUUCAUGGCCUGAAGAUGGAACACUAACCUUAGGUUGGGUUACAAACUUGAUGUUAGCUUUCAAUUGGGCGUCCUGGAAUCUUCCUCCAUCACAUUUCCCAUUAGUUUUACCAGUAGAGACGUUCGAUCACCUUAUACUGAUGGCGUCGGAGCUCUUGCACAAAGAGCCAAAUUGUGUGAAGAUAGAUGGUUUGGGUCCAAAUUCGAAGGUUGUUGUGGUUGGAGAAGUGCAUGGGCAACUUCAUGAUCUGUUAUUCUUGUUGAGGGAUGUGGGUUUUCCCUCCAAAGAUCAGUACGUAGUGUUCAAUGGGGACUAUGUUGACAAAGGUGCUUGGGGUUUGGAAACCUUCUUUCUCUUGCUGGCUUGGAAGGUUUUGAUGCCAGGUAGGGUGUUUCUUCUUCGUGGAAAUCAUGAGUCCAAAUAUUGCACCGCAAUAUAUGGUUUCCAAAAAGAGGUUACAACCAAAUAUGGAGAUGAGGGGAAACAUGUCUACGAGAGAUGUUUAGGAUGCUUUAAAGAGCUUCCUCUUGCCUCUAUCAUUGGCAAUAGAGUGUAUACUGCACACGGUGGUGUUUUCCGCAAUAUCUCAGCCAUUCCAUAUAAAAGAGCCGAAGGGAAGAAGAGUCGCAAGAUAGUUGCCGAUCGUGAUUCAAGCGACUUACGCCUUGGUUCUUUGAAGGAGCUACAAAAGGCUAGAAGAUCUGUACUUGAUCCUUCUCCGGAUGGGACAAAUGUGAUACCGGGUGAUGUCAUGUGGUCAGACCCCCAAAUGGAGAAUGGACUGUCCCUGAAUAAGGGAAGAGGAAUUGGGCUUAAAUGGGGUCCUGAUUGUACUGAAGAUUUUCUUCAGAAAUUCAACUUAAAGUUGAUUAUAAGGUCACAUGAAGGUCCAGAUGCUAGGGAAAAGAAUCCCGAACUUGGAAAGAUGGACAAAGGGUACAAUAUAGAUCAUGAAGUCACAUCCGGGAAAUUGAUCACACUGUUUAGUGCUCCAGACUAUCCACAGUUUCAGGCAACAGAGAAUAGGUACGGAAAUGAAGGAGCUUACAUUGUUUUGGAACCUCCUAAUUUUGACAACCCUUCUUUCCAUUGCUUCAAAGCAGUUUUGCCAAGACCAAAGGUGGAUGCGUACUAUGAUUAUGUAAAUGAAGCUGAUUCUGAUGAGGAGCUAGAUUUGUCAUCUAUGGUGACAUGA